Tauraco erythrolophus (red-crested turaco) is the source of this 1243-nucleotide messenger RNA. NCBI's taxonomy places the organism in Eukaryota, Metazoa, Chordata, Aves, Musophagiformes, Musophagidae. The record is from RefSeq and is a predicted model, not a curated record.
AAUGCCAUAUAAUAAGAAGGCUGCUGGAAAAAGAGCCCCUGCAAAAAGGAAACUUGCUGAAGUGUUUGCUCUGGGGGAGGUUCUAGCAGAUACAUCAAGAAAAGAAUGGAAAUUAGGUGUCCCUAUAGGGCAAGGAGGCUUUGGACGUCUGUACCUUGCUGAUGUUAAUUCUUCAAAGUCGGUUGGCAGUGAUGCACCUUAUGUUGCAAAAGUGGAACCCAGCCAGAAUGGACCUCUUUUUACUGAGUUAAAGUUCUACAUGCGAGCUGCUAAGCCAGAUGAAAUUCAGAAGUGGACUAAGUCUCAUAAACUGAAGUACUUAGGUGUACCAAGAUAUUGGGGUUCUGGCUUGCAUGAAAAAAAUGGGAACAGUUACCGAUUUAUGAUAAUGGACCGAUUUGGCAGAGAUCUUCAGAAGAUGUUUGAAGAGAACGCAAAGCGAUUUUCCCAUAAAACUGUACUACAAUUAGGCCUGAGAAUACUUGAUAUUCUGGAAUACGUCCAUGAGCAUGAAUAUGUGCAUGGAGACAUCAAGGCCGCAAACCUUCUUCUGAGUUACAAGAACCCUAAUCAGGUGUACUUGGUGGAUUAUGGACUUGCCUACCGAUACUGUCCUGAAGGAGUUCACAAAAUAUAUAAAGAAGAUCCUAAAAGGUGUCAUGAUGGAACUAUUGAAUAUACCAGCAUUGAUGCACACAAGGGUGUGGCACCAUCGAGACGUGGUGAUCUGGAGAUCUUGGGUUACUGUAUGAUCCACUGGCUUAGCGGCCAUCUGCCAUGGGAGGAUAAUUUGAAAGAUCCAAAUUUUGUCAGAGACUCAAAAAUCAGAUGUAAAGAUAAUAUUUCAGUUUUGAUGGACAAAUGCUUUCCUGGGAAAAAUAAACCAGAUGAAAUAGCCAAAUAUAUGGAAAAGGUGAAGCUACUGAGCUAUGAAGAGAAACCUGUUUAUCAGCAUUUCCGAGAAAUACUUCUGCAAGGUCUUAAGGCCAUUGGGCAAAAAGAUGAUGGAGUACUUGACUUUGGCUUGUCAGAGAAUGGAGACUUGCAAACAAAUCCCAAGCAAAAGAAAAAAAGAAAGGCAGCAGCUGCAUCCAGUGAGAGCACUGAAGCAGAAAUGGAAGAUACAGGAAGUCCAGAAAAAAAGCAAGCUACUUCUUCUAAUGCAGUAGGUACCAGAACCCGCAAGAUGACCUCACCAAAACCCAAAAAAGGCACAGCAACCAGAAAGAGGGUCCAGAAGUAA